This is a messenger RNA of Rhodofomes roseus, 357 nucleotides long. RefSeq names its product kinase-like domain-containing protein. Gene Ontology annotation, molecular function: protein serine/threonine kinase activity. The annotation marks the transcript as partial. The record is from RefSeq and is a predicted model, not a curated record. Gene Ontology annotation, cellular component: nucleus; cytoplasm. Gene Ontology annotation, biological process: peptidyl-serine phosphorylation; endocytosis; signal transduction. The transcript has a single exon. NCBI's taxonomy places the organism in Eukaryota, Fungi, Basidiomycota, Agaricomycetes, Polyporales, Fomitopsidaceae.
AGCAUGCUGGGUACUGUCCAGUAUGUCUCUCUCAACGUUCACAAUGGCACUUGGCCCUCACAACGGGAUGAUCUGAUAUCCCUGGCAUACGUUCUGGUGCAUCUCGCUCAAGGUGGCCUCCCUUGGCACACAGUUAGCUUUGAUGAUGUCCAGAAGCCGGAGUUGAUUUCUUUGAUAAAGAGGUCUACACCUGUACAUCAGCUUUGUGAGGGCCUCCCUCUAGCAUUUACGUUAUUUCUUGAGUACUGUAACUCCCUUGGACUUACUGAUGACCCAGACUAUAAGUUCAUUAAGUCCCUCUUUAUGGAUGUACUGGAAUCACACCCUUUCAAAGCCAACUUCAAUUGGCAGCUUUGA